Messenger RNA from Solanum lycopersicum (tomato), 4897 nucleotides. RefSeq names its product WEB family protein At4g27595, chloroplastic-like. The record is from RefSeq and is a predicted model, not a curated record. Lineage: Eukaryota; Viridiplantae; Streptophyta; Magnoliopsida; Solanales; Solanaceae.
AACCCACCACUAGUGCGCUCUAGCUACACACACACACACAAAUUCAGUUAUCUACUCCAUUUUCACUUUCACUUUUUUUUUCUUCUAUAUUAGCACACAAUUUCUCUCUCCAUCUCCAUUGAUAUUUUCAAGCUCUGGUUAUCUGCAUUUCGCAUAAUUAUUACUCUGAGAUGAUGAUCAGAGAUAAAAUUUUGAAAUUGCAUCACCGGCAUAAGUCAUCGUCUUCUUUUUCGGAGAAAUCUGGACAUAGAUUUGACUUCUCCUUCUCCAAUCUACAAGCUCGACAGGUACCUAAAGGAUGGGACAAACUUUCCGUCUCUCUUAUCUCUGUAGAAACAGGGAAGACAGUCAGCAAAUCAGGGAAAGCCUCAGUACGAAAUAGUAAUUGCAAAUGGACGGAAACAUGGUCACAGUCCAUGUGGAUUACCGCAGAUGAUAUUUCAAACAACCAAGAGCAAUUCCCUCUCAAGUUUAUUGUAACAAUGGGAUCUGCAAGAUCUAGCAUUCUCGGAGAGGCUUCUGUAAAUCUUGCUCGCUUCAGAGAUGCGAAAGCUUUCACUCCAGUUUCCUUACCUUUGAAAAAAUGUAACCAUGGCACAGUUCUACAACUGGAGAUCAAGUGUCUGACAUCAAUCAGGGAUAAUGAAUCCAAAGACAUGCCCUUCUAUGCUGAAGAAGAGAACAUGGAAUACAAUAACAUGGAACUGAAAUCAGAGGAAACAAGUCUUCCACGGCUGAGUUCAUAUCAUAGCUUUGCCUCUACAGAGGAUUCAUUGGGCAGAGAGAGUUUUUCAUCCCUGAGUGACUCAAAUAGGCAUGGCAACCUCAUAAUUGGUAGACAAGAAUCAAUUGAUUCCAGGAGUACUGCAUCCUGUGGUUCUUACUCUUUUUGUGAAUCACCCAAAUCGUACAACUCUCCCUAUAAUUUAAUGAUCUCGGGAUCAGGAAAGAAUGCUCAAAAUCAAAAAGAUGAUUUCAAACAGUUCUCACAUGAUAACACCGCAUCAGUGCAACUUUCAGCUUCCUCUAGAAACUCCUUACCGGCCAAAGAUACUUCCACUAAAGAACUAAUUGCAGAGGCCAUGAUGUGGGAACAAAAUGCUCACAGAUUAAAGAUUGACUUGGAAAUGUCAAGGAAGGAGUUUGCUGACCAGACACAGCAGAUAGAGAACCUUAAGAUGGAGCUUUGUUCAUUGGGUACAGAACGUGAUGAAUCGAUGCAAGAAAUCAAACACCUUGAGAUCCUUUUACAAGAAUCCAUGGAAAAGGAAAAAGCAACUGAGAGUUUAUUGUUCCGAGUCAGAGAUAUGGAUAGUGUUGAAAAGAUUUUAAAAGAGGAACUUAGGAUUCAAAAAGAAUCAAAUGACAAUAUGUCUUUCCAGCUAAGUAAAACUCAAGAAUCAAAUAUUCAACUAGUCUCUAUUCUGCAGGAGAUGGAAGAAACUGUUGAAAAGCAGAACUUGGAGAUUAAGAACCUUUUAGAAGUAAAGUCGCAUUCUGAGAACCUAGAGGACAAGCUUCAACAGUUGCAGGAAUCACAGAAAAAUCUGGAAAACACCACUCUUCAUCUGGAGAAAAUCAUCAGGGAGAAAACUCAUGAGAUUGAACUUGAACGAGAUCACAGGACUCAGGCUCUUAUAGAUUGUGAAGAAAAAUGGAAAAAUAGAUCAAGAGAACAAGAAGAGGAAAUUACUUAUUUGAAGGUAGAGUUAUCCAGGCUUUUAAGUAUCGAGGGUUCCAAGACAAGUGAGAUCAAAGCUGAAGCUGACUGUGAUCUGAUCAAGGAAAAUGAGACUCUCAAGGAAAGACUCCAGGAACUUGAGAGAGAUCGCAAGGAGCUGACCGAAGAAAAUCUGGAACUUCUGUACAAUCUGAAAUCAAAGGGAACUUCCUCUAUCAGUGAUUCCAUUUUAAGAUCAUCUUCCGUUGACCAUCAACUAAGUCAACAAUCACCUAGUGGUUCCGAAAGUAAGCAGAAAACCUGUGAUCAGGAAGAAAACUUAGCUCUGGAGUUUCAUUCACAAGUUAAGGACAAUGCUUUGAGGCCAAAUGCUGAAAUCAACUCAUGUUGCGUUGAAGUACAAGAACAAGAUCAGAGAACUGAGGUUGCUGCAAUGCCAUCAGAAUGUCAGCAGGAAGGAGAUUGUCAAGAUGGUUUCAUUCAUAAAAGUGUACCCAUAAUAUUUCAGAGUUCCAAGUCAGGACAUAUUGAAGAUAUCUAUACCCUACUCAACACAUUAUGUCAUCCCGCUAAGGACGAGCAAGCUAAUGCAGUGUUGGAAAAUUUCCAGUUAUUGAGGUACAGGUUGGCUCUAUAUCUUGAUGGUAGUCAACAUAUCGAGGAUGAACCCAAAACAACAUUAAAGGAUGCAUGUGAAGUUCAAGAUGAAGAGAAAGAUGACCUUCCAAAGGAAAUUACUCCUUGUUCUUGCUGUGAAAGGUUUGAGGAUUUAAAUAAGGUGCUAGAGGGGAAGAUUCAAAAUUUAAGUAGUGAUAGUUUAGCUAAGAACUCGGAGAUACUGGAGCUGAAGACAAAAUGUUUGAAAAAAGAUGCAGAGAUCGAAGCGCUAAGGAAUCAUCAGACUGAUUUGAGUUCUCAAAUCUCUGAUCUCCAGAUGAGUAAAUGUCUGAUGGAGGAGAGAAUGGAAAACUUGCAACAAGAACUUAGCGCCACCUCCAAUUCUUUAGACACUUCCACAAAUGGUUUGAUGUUUCUUGAUCGAUGUAUUUGUGGAGGUAUCUCUAAAAUGACGUACGAAAUGAAAUCAUCAGAGCUAGAGAGUGAUAAGUAUGAGUUAGAAUUUAAUUUGCGUGAAUUAGAAAAAGAAAAUGUAGAUCUGUCAGAACGAGUAUCAGGAUUGGAAGCUCAACUAAGGCAUUUGACUGAUGCAAUGGAAUUCAAUCGUUUGGAACUGCAGCAUUCUGGUAAUCGUGUUGUGAGCCUUGAGAGCAAGAUUAGAAAAUUAGAACAUCAAAAGGAGUCACAAAAGCUCGAUUUGAAAGAGCAGUUGCUGGAGAUGCAAAAGCGAUGGUUAGAUGCUCAAGAAGAGUGUGAGUAUCUGAAGAAAGUAAAUCCAAAGCUCCAAGCAACAACAGAAAGUCUUAUGGAAGAGUGUCGUUUGCUUCAAAACUUGAAUGCAGAACUAAGGCAACAAAAAUUAAAAUUACAUGCGAGCCAUAAUGUUUUGGAAGCAGAAUUGAGGAAAUCUCAGCAUUCUCUCUCCACCUGUUUGAAAAGGAUAGAGUCUUUAGAAGCUAACUUUUCUUCAGUGAUGGAAGAGAUUGAAUCAAAAGAGAAGAUCCUUAAGUUCAAACUUGACGAUCUCCACUUACAGAGUAGAGAGCAUGGAGAGAAAUUUCUUGUAGAAGGGUGCACUCUGUGUGAAAUGUCUCCCGAGAACACAGUUGAAGUCGAAAAGUUGCAAGAACAGGUACAAUCCCUGAUGGUAGAGAUGUCAAAUCUUAUGAGUGAACUUGGUACUUCCAAAGCCAAGGAGGGAACUUUGGCAGCAAAUUGUGAUAAGCUAUUGAGGAUGAUGGAACAUCUUGUAUCCAGUGAAGCAAAGCUUAAAUGCACCAUUAAUGAGCUUGAGUCAAAACUACUGUCUUCUGAAUGUCAACUGCUGCAAAUGACUGAUGAGAAUUCUAGCCUAAAGAUUCAACUGCAUACAUUACCAUUACUUCAGGAGGAAGUUUUGUAUCUUAAAGAAGCACUAUCUGGGAUGAAGUUUGAAAGUGAGAGAACACAAGUUACACUGUUGUUGAAAUAUGGAGAUUGUGAAGAGUUGAAGGACGAGAAGGCAUCAUUACUUCAGGAAAUCACCUGCAUGCAGAAGGAAGUGGCUAAAGCAGAAAAAUGCAAAUACAAGACAAUUGCACUAGAGGAGAAAGUUCUGAGGCUGGAAGGAGACUUAACUGCAAAAGAAGUAAUGUGUGCCAAAGUUUCCGAGCUGAAAAAUGAGCUUUGCCAGCUUAGAAGAUCAAAUAGCCAACUUCUGUGGAAAAUAAAAUCCCUUCAAUUCGAGAAGGAGAACUGCUUGAAGCAAGUCACAUCCCUAGAGAAAAAAUUGUCGAAAAAACGACCAGACAACCAAAGAGAGGAUGAUGAUACCGUUCCUACUCUAGAUGAGUUGAAGUUCCCAAAGGCCGAGGAAGAGAACUUCAGCAAGCAUCAGCAUGAGAUAAUUACUCAAUCUCUUCAAUCGGAGAAAUACUUGAAAGUUCAAAAGAUUCAAGGCAACUCUCAACAAAAUGGAAACAAAGAAAGCAAUUACUACAGAGAUCUUCAAGAGACUCUUGCCAAAAGUGUAUCAGCGAAACAAUCUCCGGGCGAUACAGUAGCUCAGACUUUAGACAGCAAUCAUAUCCAUAAAUCCCAUCUAAUUAGUUUGUCAUCCAAAGGAAGAGAUGAUAAUACGCAAAAAAUAUCUCAGCUUGAAGCUGAGCUACAAGAAAUUCGUGAUAGGUACCUGAAGAUAAGUCUUAAAUAUGCAGAAGUGGAGGAUCAGCGCGAGCAACUUGUAAUGACUUUGAAAGCCAUACAUGAUGAGAAGACAUCUACAGGAUACCGUAGCCUUUCCUCUUUCUGGUAAACUGGUGCUGAUAUGUGACAAUUUUUCUCCGGUACGCCAUUUUCAUACACAGCUCAUUCAAUGAAAGAAUUGUAUAAAUAAUUCUAAAAUGUGCCAAUCGCCAUAUAGAGUAGCAAAUUGUUAGAUAGUUUGUGAUCCACUUUGCUGCAGGAGUCAUUAUUUAGCAGAGAAAAAAGAAGUUUAUUUCUGCCAUUAUUGUACAUGAUUGGUCUAGGUAAUUAUUCAGAUGCAUCCUACAAACUAAGCAAUAAAUAUUAUUUUUCCUUCUUUCCUUUCUAUUAUGCAGAGACUAUUAGUUAUGUUGA